GUUUCAGCGUGUUAAGAUGAAAAGUUCGAUUUCUAAAAUGUUAAGUGAGGUGUCUGAAGAUAGAAAACUUAAUAAAUUCCCGGAACCUUACAAAAUAGAGAUCACGCCUUAUAAAAAAAUGGAUUUUUGUGAGAAUACUUAUAAAUUUUGCAAGACUGAAAACAAUCUGUCCAACUUGUUUAAUAUUUGUAAGAUUAUUGUUGUUGGAGAUGUUUCUGUGGGCAAAACGUGUAUAAUUAACAGGUUUUCACAAAAAUUAUUUGAUACCAACUACAAAAGUACGAUUGGUGUUGAUUUUGAAGUGGAAAAAUUUGAAAUUUUAAAUCUUACAUACAAUAUGCAAAUAUGGGAUACGGCAGGCCAGGAAAGAUUCAAAUGUAUAGCACAAUCAUAUUACAGGGGAGCACAUGGAAUAUUGAUUGUUUUCGACCUGACCGACAUGAACACCUUAAAUAACUGCAAAACAUGGUUAAGAGAGGCUGUAGAUGCUUGUACUACAACAACCCCCUUUAUAUUUUUAGUUGGGACAAAAAAAGAUUUAAUUAAAAAAUACGCUUACAAAAAUUUAGAACAAACAGUGUCAAAAAUAGCCAAAUCAAUCAACGCAGAGUAUUGGGCCGUGUCUUCCAAAACCGGACAAAAUAUUUCGGAUUUAUUUUUUAGGGUAGCCGCCCUUACUUUCGAUAAUACAAUCGAAAAAGAAAUGACCAAACCGGACAUUUGCAAAGAAAUUGGGAAUGACAUAAUUUCCUUUAAGAAGAAUAAGAAGAAAGAGCAGCAACUAACUAAGUGUAGUGGAAUAAAGUGCCACAAAUUUUGA
Molecule: messenger RNA, 820 nt
Organism: Brassicogethes aeneus
Lineage: Eukaryota; Metazoa; Arthropoda; Insecta; Coleoptera; Nitidulidae
Source: the annotation of a GenBank genome assembly